Molecule: messenger RNA, 1248 nt
Organism: Trichogramma pretiosum
Lineage: Eukaryota; Metazoa; Arthropoda; Insecta; Hymenoptera; Trichogrammatidae
Exons: 1
Coding region: 1-1248 (415 amino acids)
Source: RefSeq, a predicted model, not a curated record
AUGCCAGACGCUUCGUCUGGCUCUGGACGCCAGAGUAAUAAGCGCCUAAAGAAAGGAAUCUCAGACCCUGAGCCUCCACCUGGGUCUCUUUUACUCUCAAAGGAUGACGUGAAUUGCAUGCUCUCGGAGGUCGAGAAGCAUAGAGCUGACCUAUUGCACCUGUUAUCGAAUGAAAAAGAUGCGAAUUGCAAGAAGAAACUCAGGGAAGCGCUUAACGCCUACGCUGACAUCAUGAUUAAGCUCUGCAGUGCCUACCUGUGUCGCAUUACGGCUGAUGAAGUGGCCAGUGCCUCCAAAAAGGUCAUAGAGGAUGCGAGUGCUAAACUCGAGCAUACCUGCACUGCCUUGAACUCUGCCUGCACUGCGCUGAACUCUGCAGCCUCUGGGCUCGGCGCUCAGCGGGCCUCAACUUACGCUGGUGCUGUUGCUGAUCAUCGCGAUAGACGUAGUGCAGCCGGGCGCGUGUCGCUCACCACAGGAAAAUCUUUUAACGUGCCAAAGCGGGAGAGAAUUAUCAUUGGACCUACCGACAGUGCCAAAAAUCGAUACACGUCGUCAAGUGUAACCAAGGACGCCUUGGUAAAAUGUAUUGAUCCGUCCAGACUCAAAAUUGGUGUUAGUCGUCUUCGUUACGGUCCGUUGAAUUCGGUGAUCAUUGAGGGGGACUGCCUCAGCGCUGAAAAAUUCUCUGGGUGCACGGGCUUGUCUGAUGCCGGACUUGAGAUCAAGCGCGAUGCAAAGCUUAUGCCACGCGUCGUCGUUCACGACAUACCUGUCGAUUAUACGAGCGAUAGUAUCUGCGAAUCAAUCGCUGCCCAAAAUCUACCCGAGGCAACGUCCGCAGAUUUGAAAAUGGUCUACCUGUACCCGGCUGGUACGAAAAAACACCGAUCCUGCAUAAUAGAACUCAAGCCUGAGUUCAGAGCUAUCCUCAUGAAUCGGAAACGCGUAAACAUUGGCUGGAUGUCUUGUCGCAUUGAUGACCAUAUUAACGUCUUACAAUGCUUUAAAUGCAACGGAUUUAAUCACACCAAGGAUAAUUGUGAAGAAACUGCUCCAACGUGUGGUAAAUGUGCAGGCACUCAUCUGUCCAGUGAGUGCACCGAGUCGUCUGUGCUGCACUGCAUUAAUUGCGAAAAGGCUGGCUCCACCAAUGUCGAACAUGCUGCCACGGACAAGUCGAAAUGCCCAAUACUCAGGAAAAAAGUUGAGCACAGGAUCUCGCAGAUCGACUAUGGCGAACUUUAA